Molecule: messenger RNA, 1184 nt
Organism: Odocoileus virginianus texanus
Lineage: Eukaryota; Metazoa; Chordata; Mammalia; Artiodactyla; Cervidae
Source: RefSeq, a predicted model, not a curated record
UGCUGCAGGCCCUGCACCCAGAGCCAGCUAUGUCUGCUUUCAGGGGGGCAUUGUUUACACCCUCCUCCACCGUCUUCCAGAGUCUUCAGCCUUUCAGCAGCCCCCAAAUGCUGCGAGGUGGUCGGUCCGCAUCCAUCCCAGCCAGAGGCCAACACCAGCGGGCCCGGCCUCUGACCCGCGCAGGCGCACAAGCGCGCUCCCCACUCCGGUUCCAUGGAUUCCCAGUCCAGCUGCGUGGUGGUGACCGGUUUCGGGCCCUUCCGGCAGCACUUGGUGAAUUCCAGCUGGGAAGCGGUGAAGGAACUCUCCAAGCUGGGCCUGGGGAGUGACAUGCAGGUAGAGCUGCGGAUUCUUCAGCUGCCGGUAGAUUACAGGGAAGUGAAGCAGAGGGUCACCAGAAUCUGGGAAGAUCUUCGACCGCAAUUCGUUGUGCAUGUGGGCGUGGACCCCGCUGCCAAGGCCAUCUUUCUCGAACAGUGCAGCAAGAACCGAGGCUACCGGGACGCCGACAUCCGGGGCUUCCGGCCCGAGUGUGGCGUGUGCCUUCCGGAUGGCCCAGAAGUGAUUGCGUCAGAGGUCAGCAUGAAGGAGGUCAGCCGGCGGGCGGCAGUGCAGGGCGUGGAGGUGGCCUUUUCCCGAGACGCGGGACUGAUUCUGAGGAGCCUCCCACUCACUAGCCUCUGGUGGCUGGCAGAAGAAAAGGGGUAUGUCUGCGAUUAUGCCUACUACCUGUCUUUGCAUCAUGGAAAUGGGCGCGCGGCGCUCAUCCACCUUCCUCCGUUAUCUCCUUGGCUGCCCGCCAGCCUGCUGGGAAAAGCCCUGCAGGUCAUCAUCCAGGAAAUGCUGGAGGAGAUUGAGAAGGCCCGGGCUCCAAACCUGGUUCACCGGAAACUCGGCCUUUGCAGUUCCAGCCAGGGAGAACCAACUGGGGGACUGCUCCUUUAGAGAAAAUUAAAUGCUUCAAUCCUGUGAAUAGAGUUCAACUGUGCUUUGAGAGGCUUUUUUAAAAAAUUGCUUAUAAAACAGUUUACACAGAGGAAAAAUGUUCUCAAUUCGCUCAACGAAAUCACAAAGGGUUAUUUUAUUGUCAGAAGAAGGAAGAACACUCUGAAAGGCAGACAUUUCAUAGGGGAUUAACUAGCUUCAGUUAUGGUUUUCCUGACAAUAAAAUGAAGUGCUAGUAA